AGGGCUACCACUGUGACACAAACAGAUCCCUGCUUGGACACAGGCUUUCUUCCUGGCUGGAUCCAGAUCCCAGGGCAUCAGACCAGGAAGCGGGGUCCCUCCCCUCUCUAGCUGCAGGGAUCGGGACACCCCGUCUGGGGCCACAUCACCUAGGCAUCCCCCCGCCCCCCGCCGCAGGCGGUGUUUGCCGGCCCGGGGGCGGUGCUGGCGCUUUAAGAGGCAGGGACAUGCCCGGCCGGCGCGUCACUAGCAGCAGGUAGAGCCGCCCCCGAGAAGCAGCUACCGCCGCCGCGCAGCCUGGCCCGGAGCAGCAGCAGCGGGGCCCGGCCAUGGGGAAGCUGCAGCUGUUCGAGAUCCGCCUGAGCGAGAGCCGGGUCGUCUACAGCCCCGGGGAGCCGCUGGCCGGAACCGUCACCGUGCGCCUCUCCGGGAGCCUGCCGUACCGCGCUAUCAAAGUGAGCUGUGUUGGCUCUUGCGGCGUGUCCAACAAGGCCAAUGACACCGCGUGGACGGUAGAGGAGCAGUACUUUAACAGCACGCUCUCGCUCGCGGAUAAAGGCGUUCUGACAGCUGGCGAGCACAGCUUUCCUUUCCAGUUCCUGCUGCCAGCGUCAGCCCCCACAUCAUUUGAGGGCCCUUUUGGGAAGGUGGUUCAUCAGGUCAAAGCCGUGAUAGAUACACCCCGAUUCGCAAAGGACCACAAGUGCAACAAGGUCUUCUACAUUCUCUGCCCGCUCAACCUGAAUGACAUCCCUGACAUUGAGCAACCCAACACCACGUCCGUCACCAAGAAGUUCAACUACAAGCUGGUGAAGAGUGGAAACAUCAUCUUAACCGCCACCUCGGACCUCAAAGGGUAUAUUGUGGGGCAGGCAAUCCAGCUGCGCACGGAUAUCGAGAACAAGUCUGGCCGGGACACUGGCACGGUGGUAGCCAGCCUCCUCCAGAAGGUUGCUUAUAAAUCCAAGCGCUGGAUUUAUGACUUGAGGACCAUUGCGGAGGUGGAGGGCUCAGGGGUGAAGGCCUGGAAGCACGCGGAAUGGAAGGAGCAGAUCCUUGUCCCCGCGCUGCCGCAGUCUGUGCUGCACGGCUGCAGCCUCAUACAUGUUGACUACUAUAUCCAAAAGCCCCUCCUUCCUAUGAACAAAGCUGCAGCAGCGCCAACUCCAGCCUCAGCAAUGGCAACUAGACCCGUGCUUGGAAUCCUGACAGUGCUGGCCCCAAGGCACCAUGGCCCCUCGUCUGCUGCCAAGUCUGGUACCACGCAAAGCAUCUUCCACUUGGGGCCACCGGCUACUCCUGGGCUGAGAUUUUUAUGUCCUUCUUUUUUAAAGAAAUCAAGUGGUGAGAAGCAGUGUGGGGCGUGGUGUGUGUGUGUGUGUGUGUGUGUGUGUGUGUGUAUGGCGGGGAGGGGGAAGGGAAUUGUACAGCCCCCUCACACCUGCUCUCCUGACGCAGCAGGGCAGAGACGUUGCCUGCCCUCGGGACACCUUGCACAAUGGUCUGUGUUCCUGUACUGUAAUCCAACACUUUAUUUACUGCUUUAUUAUUGAAGCACCUGUGAUGCCUUAUGGAAAAUGCUACUGAAUUGUUGUCUCUACUGUCUGCAAUAGCGGGCUCGUGUGGAUUCUUUUGAUAUUUCAUGUGGUGGGUUUUUUGAGUGCUGUUUCUAAUCGGGACUGGACUCAGCAGCCAUAGUCAGCCUUCCACAUGGGCCUUUGGUGUAGCUGACUUCCUCAAAGCCCUUCCUACCUGCUCUGUACCCCCACUUUACACCAAAUCAAUAACAGGAGAUCUCCAGAAGGUACUGCCACAGCAGUGAGGGGGUAAAAAGGGCCUACAGGCCAGGCUCUCUGCAGUGCCAUGCUGCUAAGCGACUGGCCAGCUUCCAACAGCUGAAAGCUAAAACUUUGCCAGCACAUGACAAGGGGGCCUGUUAUCGCCAGGGCCAUGACCUAGGCCCUCAUCAGUAACCCUAGCGGGGUUCAUAGUGGGGACAGCCCCUGCCGGUGAGGGGGAAGGGGACUGUGCUAUACAGUACAAUACCUUUUUCAUGGCACUUUUAAAGCCAGUCUGUAGAGGUCUCCUGUAGGAAUAGAAUUGUCUAGAAAAACCUUAUAGGAUUUUCUGAGCACCACCUGCAGUACCCUACUGGCUUCAUCCCUUUUAAAUGCUCUAGGACUUUAGUAUAAAGGGUAUAAGCUCUGCCAUGCCAGUCAAAUCAGCUGGAGGGCAUAACCUCUUCCUUCCCACUGUCCACUGCUCUCAGCCAGCUGGAAACUGACAAUCAUGCUUCAAACUUGCGUCUAACACUACCUCUGAACUCUCCCAAGGCGUCUGAUGGAGAAGCCGUGUCCUUUGAAACAACCCUAUACCACAAAAUGCUCUCCCAAAGAGCCUUGCUGUGCAGCCGCUGGGAGUGCCAGGAAGGCCCCUUGGACUGUGGCCUGCUCCUGUUUCUCACCACACCAAAGCUGUCUGCAGCUUGCCCCACAAGCUUGUACUGUCCUGGGGAAAAGGCUGAUUUGCCACUGGAGUAGGGUUCUCUGGCUCAUAAGGAAAACUAGCUUUACAAGCUGCAGUGCAAAACCAAACCAAAUGUACAUGCUCCAGGGGCAGAGGUUAGUGGCAUUUAGGGGCAACUUUUUUCCAACAGGGGGCCUCUGCCCCCCCUUUUUUUGAGGGUGCCCAUCUUGACUACCUACCAGUGUGAUGUCAGAAAUGCUGAUCACCUGCAGCAGCAUUUGAUGUUGAUGGGAGCUGCAGUCAUUUUUCACUUGAGAGCUGAACCCAAGAUAAGGGGUCUCAAGCUGUGCACCCAAUAGCAGAAGCCAAUUCUUGAGAGCCAAAACCUUUCUAUCACCCCUGCUUCCACCUGCCUCUACCUAACCCAGAGCUGGCUGCUGGGGGACAGCGCUCACUUUUCUGUGCAAAUGUCAUUAAUUGUGUGGAAGUGCUUUGGGGGAAGGGAGGAUGGGGAAAUAACCAUUCCCUAGCAGCGCUGGCACUGUUGGUCAGUCUCUCUCUGCACCGAUAGUUAUAAAAUGAUUGUCCAGGUCCAUAAAGAUAUGAAAUACAAACUUGUUUUUAAUGACUGAAUUCAUAACCAAUAAAAUUUUAAUGCUGUAUUUAAUAAAUUAUUCUGAGAAAAAUGGA
This is a messenger RNA of Gopherus flavomarginatus (Mexican gopher tortoise), 3156 nucleotides long. RefSeq names its product arrestin domain containing 1 (gene ARRDC1). The transcript is spliced from 7 exons. Gene Ontology annotation, cellular component: cytoplasm. The record is from RefSeq and is a predicted model, not a curated record. Bases 330 to 1553 code for a protein of 407 amino acids. Gene Ontology annotation, molecular function: ubiquitin protein ligase binding; ubiquitin-like ligase-substrate adaptor activity. Gene Ontology annotation, biological process: protein transport. Lineage: Eukaryota; Metazoa; Chordata; Testudines; Testudinidae.